AGUGCGCAGGUGCGGCACCUGCUCCGGUCGCACAGUCAAGAUGUCCACAGUAAGGCAUUCCUGAGGCAGAGAGAGGGGGAAAGGAUAGAGGGAGAGCAAGAUGGUAGCAAUCGUCGCGCAUUGACACCUUCCCUGAGCAGAGCAUCAAGAAAGCAGGCGGUGGAGGGAGAAGGAAUGAACCAACAACAAAGAAAUAGCAGACAAAUAUGAAUGAUGAUUCGUGCCGGGUGCUGCUGUUUUUUGGCUCUGAUUCUGUGUUCCAUCCUCCAGCUUUUUGGUGCAACGGUUCUGCAUCUGAGCAAUGCUGAGAAAGACUCGUCGGUUGCAGGUACUGGUGCAACGCUGAACCACAGCAGCAAUACGAUUCAGCAAGAAAUAACGUGGCCUUUACGCUUGAUCUAUUACGUUCAUGAUGACAACGAGAGCACUUACCACAUCCUGGAUACCAAAGCCAAGAACCAGCAAAAAGAUGACCAGGCUGUGCAUCUUACUCAUGCAAGUUUCCAGAUCGAGGCCUUCGACACCACCUUUAUCCUAGAUAUUACACUGAACCAUAAUCUGCUGUCCUCUGAUUACAAGGAAAUACAUUAUGAGAAGCAAAAGACGUUCUUUUCCAAGGGUGGCGAACACUGUUACUAUCAUGGAGAGAUACGGGGGAACCCAAAGUCCAAAGUUGCUUUGUCCACCUGCGAUGGUCUUCAUGGCAUGUUUGAUGAUGGUAACUACAUGUACAUCAUUGAACCAUUAUUGCAGACACAUGAAAAGGAGAAUUUGUCAAGGCCGCACACGCUUCAUCGGAUGCCCCUUGGAUUAAUGGACAAGUUUCCACACAUGAGCAGCGUAAAGAAGGCCAGCUCUCUUUGGUCUCGAGCGGCUGACUUUCCCUGGUUCCGACCGCGCAGGAGAAGGAGAGCGGCCCAUCGUCGGAGUGUCUUCUACGAAAUGAAGUACCUGGAGCUCAUGAUCAUUAACGACCAUAAGAUGUACAAGAAACGGAGAUCAUCCCGGGCUCACACCAACAAUUUUGCCAAGUCUGUGGUUAACCUGUUGGACGCUAUCUUCAAGGACCAGCUGAACACCAGGGUGGUCCUGGUCGCCAUGGAAACAUGGUCGGACAAGGAUCGAAUCGACGUGGGCCAGGACCAGAUGAAGGCCCUACACAGUUUCUCCAAGUACAGGAAGCAGUUUGUGAGGGAGCAGGCCGACUCAGUCCAACUCCUUUCGGGCACUACAUUUAAAAGCGCCAUGAGCAGUAUGGCAUUCUUUGGAGGCGUUUGCUCGCUGACUCGAGGAGUUGGAGUGAAUGAGUAUGGGGAGGUGUGGUCAACGACUGUUGUAUUGGGGCAGAGUCUCGCACAGAAUUUGGGCAUUCAGUGGGAGUCUGAAUCCAAGAGAAAAAAGGAAUGUGAGUGUCCAGGCUCGUGGGCAGGAUGCAUCAUGGAAGACACUGGGUUUUACCAUCCCCGCAAGUUUUCCAAGUGCAGUAUAAUGGAAUACAAAGAGUUUCUACAGAGAGGUGGAGGAGCAUGUCUCUUCAAUAGACCAACAAAGUUGUUUGAAGCCACGGAGUGCGGAAAUGGAUACGUGGAGUCCGGGGAGGAAUGCGAUUGUGGGCUGCGAAUGGAAUGCUUUGGGACCUGUUGUAAGAAAUGCUCCCUUGCCAAUGGUGCGCACUGCAGCGAUGGACCCUGCUGCAAUCACACUUGCCAGUUCCUGAAGCGAGGCUACGACUGUCGAGAUGCUGUGAACGAUUGCGAUAUCGCCGAGUUCUGCACCGGAGAUGUGGGCCAGUGCCCGCCUAACCUCCACAAGCAGGAUGGAUACGCCUGUGACUUGAACCAGGGCCGCUGCUUCAAUGGGGAGUGUAAAACGAGAGACAACCAGUGCAAACUGAUUUGGGGCUCAAAGGCCCUAGGGUCGGACAAGUUUUGUUACGAGAAGCUCAACACGGAAGGUACCGAGAAAGGGAACUGUGGGAAGGAGGGCGAUAAGUGGCUGCAAUGCAGUAAACAUGGUAGUCACAUCAUUAUGGACGAUGGGACAGACCUGGGCUAUGUUAAGGAUGGUACCCCCUGCGGACCAUCAAUGAUGUGCUUGGAGAGGAGAUGCCAACCCAUCCAGUCGUUCAACAUCAGUAUUUGUCCAAGUGGAUCAUCGAUAAAGAUAUGCUCUGGACACGGGCUCUGCAGUAACGAGGGAACCUGCAUCUGUGAGGGGACCUGGGCAGGAACGGACUGCAGCAUGUACGACCCCAAGCUCGAGGACUCCAAGAAGCCACCCGAGGGCCCCAAGGGUCCUAGCGCCACCAAUCUUAUAAUAGGGUCCAUCGCAGGCGCCAUCCUGGUGGCUGCUAUUGUCCUUGGGGGUACAGGAUGGGGUUUUAAAAAUGUCAAGAAGAGGAGAUACGAUCCCAGCCAGGGCGGAGGGAUAUGAAGACAGGCAAAGCAUCACCUCCUGGACUCUGCCCCUGUGGAUUCUGGGUACAACCGCUUAGCAUAAACUGUCAUGGCUUGGCUCACAGUAGAAGCACAGGAGCACAGAGCCUGUACACCCAACGUAACGUUGCCUCGUUAUGCUCCACAUGAUGGGGAGAGACACAAGCAAACUACAGCCAUAAGGCUACACUUUUCCUCCAAACUCUUCCCCCACCUGGCCACCCCUCACCAUCAACCUGAGAUUUAUUGGGGUGAGGGUGUGGUGGGGUGGGCUCCAAGUACAUGCUGAGGAAAAUUGGACUUGCUACUCACCUGGACAUCCUGCUGUGACGCGAAGGAGACAGGCGACCACAACUCGAUGUCGCCCAAGAUCUCACUGCGCAUGAGUUUUUUCCCCUUUUACUUUGCAUCCCCGAGCAGGCACUACUCUUCCAUGCGCAUCGUGUUCUCUUCCCAAAGGUGUACUUGCAUGGAAAUAAAAUAAAAACACAACAAAAAAAAAAAAAAAUCAGAUCGCAGUAAAGAGCGUUGCAGCACCUAUCGAUGGAUGUCUCACAGCACUUUUUUUUACUUCCAUGGAGGUUAAAAUGGUCAAUAUCUGCACCCAAUCUCAGGUCCACGUCUCAGCUGUUUAAGAAGAUUUAUUUUCUCUCUGGUUUACAAGCGGAGCAGCAACAGAACACUCUGUGAAAACGCAGGUUGUAAGGAUUCCUUCUCACCGCAGUAUAUUUGUGUUAAUGUAUCGCAGGUGUUUUAUGAUGAUUGGACAUUAUUUCAGGUGAAUGUUAACUCCCUUACCUCAUGCUCCAGAGCCACAACUUUAUAUGGGUUUCAUUGCAUCUUUUCCACAACCAUGCAGCAUAUAAGUAAUCUGAUCGAGUCAGCUUGGAACAGGUCACCCUUCCUCAUUGGAUGACGGAGGGAUGUAUCGAUGCUCAGUUGUGAAUACCCAUUGAUACAGGUUGCAAGACCAUUUCAGGUUUGUUCUCAUGCUUCUGGAAACAAAAAUUGCAACAAAACAAAAUCUCCUUUAAUGGAUGGAAAAAUUAACAUAUUAUGUGCAGUACUAGUUAGGAAUAUGUAAGAAAAAUGUUGAUGUAUCCAUCCUAUAUUCUGCUCUGCGUUCCAAGAAGUAACAAGCCUAAUUGGUCAAUGAUGUCCACACUUGUGUUGGACUGCACUACCCAAUUGUGCUCUGUUCAUUCCACAUCUCUGACGGACAGCUGAGCUUUAUCUAACCUACAGAGGUCCAAUUUCCCAGUGAUGCUGACCUGUUUCAGUACAGCCGUUAACCAACAUUCUUCUGAAAGGGAGAUAUGGUUGUGAUAAUUCAGAGUCUUUACAGAUGUCAUGACUAUUUCUAUUUAGAAUGUAAAUUGUGGUUUAAAAACUGUCGAACAUCUUAUAUAUACACAUAUAUAUUAAAAUAAUUCUGUGUAUGGACAUUUGUGGCAAAACCACCUUUGACAUGGAGUAAACCAUUCUAUGGAAUUGCUAUAACCUGUGUAUUUGGAGCCCUGUCAGGGUGUUCCUGGAUAUUGAACCAGCAACAUCAAGAAGUGAUUAUAUCUUAACAAGUCAGCUUAAGUUGUCUCUAGAGGAGGUACUUGGGAUGGGAUGAUCUCGCCACACAUUUGCUGCCAUCGCCCUGCAAGAUGCUGGAAGUCGUGGGAUUAGAUAAUGCUGUUGAAAAGACCUGGUCAAUCCUUCAGCAAGAGAGUGGAGCUGACGUGUACGAAUGAUGCAAAAUGCACUGUUAUAUGGUCUUAAAGCCAAAAUAGCAAUAGAAGACUUUGCAUGAGAGAAGUGGAGUAGGGUUGUGAUUGUAUUGGGGAUAAUAGCAGUAGUGUCCAGUCCCUUGGCAAACAUUAAUCAGGCCAACUUGUUACUAAUGGCAUGACAAACCCAAAGAUCGACAAUCCCCAAACCAGGUCUCAAAAGAAAUCAGGGGGAGGAAAAAUUAAAAACAAAUUUUCCUACAGGAAACAAUUUCUACAUCCAACACAGUGUAAACGUAUACCUACAUGAUGCUUCAUCAUGUUUGCAACCACUUGGAAGGGUGGUUACUCCAGAUGUGCCCGCUCUGUCUAGUGUUAUUGGGGGUUUUGUGUCCUCAACUCCAACCAGCACACUGCCCCAACCCCCACUGCUCCUCUGGCACUUUUCUGACAUUGGCCUUCAGUUGCCUGUUUGGGUGAUUUUCUUCCCUGUCAAUCAAACUGCCUUUGCCAUCAACAUUUUUUUAAUAACUGAUAAAUGGAAGUGUUAUUUUUUAAAGUCUGCAACUUUUAUUUUCCUACUGGGUUGCACCUGGCACUGCACCAGAGUUUAAACUUCAUUUCUGAGAAACUCUGGGGCAUUUCUGGAGGGUUGGGCAGUCCGAUGUCCCUCUCUGUGGCUUGGUAACCUCAAGAAAAUUGGUUCACUCAGCAUGCAACCUACUGAGGUCAGAGUAGUCUCGAUAGUAUCUCCACCAUGCCAUCUGAAUGGACACCUGCCUUGCCCAUCAUAUCCCCUAUAUAGCUGCUGCUUCGAUAAUGUAUAUAAACAUUAGUCAUUCUAGAGAAGACAAAAACCUUGGCUAUUACUGGGAUGCUGCAUGCAGUAACAUAAUGAAGCUUGCAUCAUCUUCGUUGAGAAAUACAAGAAUAAUCUCAGCAGGACUAUGCUGACAGGUGCAUGGGGGAAAGAAAGAAAAGAUUAACAAAUACAUCUUUUUUAUUUACUAUGCAAAAAUGUGUAUUGCACACACCUAUCCACAACAAAAACACGGUAUGAACUGAAAAAUACUUGAAAAUCAUGAAAUAAUUUUUUUUUAUAUACUCAAUUCACUUCUGUUCGUAGAAGUUGUACUUAAUAAUGAUAUGCCGUGAAUGGAAUGUCUUAUUCAAUCUUUAGUAAUAUGACAGCACUGGGUUUAUUUUCAUUAAAGAUCACCACACUAAAAGAGAAAAUGUUAUGGCUAAUUUAUGUUCAGUGUUAAUAUUCUCUGUGUGACAGGACCAUCACAAUAUGGCAGUGGAAGAGAUUGUCAGUGAAUGCUAAGCCAUUGCCCAGGGAGAAGGCGGAGGGUUACAUUUACUGGCCGAUUUCUACACACCUGCUACAAGAUAUGCAAUAAAUCUUCAUAUGUGUGUCAUCUUUGAGUACAAGAAGAUGACAUGCUUGCACCACAUCUCAUUUCAUGUCUUAAAAUAAUAUAAUGAUGGGCAAGAAAUUCUGUGGCACAACAUGAUUUUUAUUUGCUAGAUAGACGGAUAGAUAGAAAAUAGGUGCUGGAGGAGGCCAUUCGGCCAUUCGAGCCAGCACCACCAUUCAUUGUGAUCAUGGCUGAUCGUCCCCUAUCAAUAAUCCGUGCCUGCCUUCCCAUAUCCCUCGACUCCACUAGCCCCGAGAGUAUCUAACUCUCUCUUAAAUCCAUCCAGUGAUUUAGCCUCCACUGCCCUCUGUGGCAGGGAAUUCCAUAAAUUCACAACUCUCUGGGUGAAAACGUUUUUUUCUCACCUCAGUCUUAAAUGACCUCCCCUUUAUUCUAAGACUGUGGCCCCUGGUUCUGGACUCGCCCCACAUUGGGAACAUUUUUCCUGCAUCUAGCUUGUCCAGACCUUUUAUAAUUUUAUAUGUUUCUAUAAGAUAUCCCCUCAUCCUUCUAAACUCCAGUGAAUACAAGCCUAGUCUUUUCAAUCGUUCCUCUUAUGACAGUCCCACCAUCCCAGGGAUCAAUCUCGUGAACCUACGCUGCACUGCCUGAAUCACAAGGAUGUCCUUCCUCAAAUUAGGAGACCAAAACUGUACACAAUACUCCAGAUGUGGUCUCACCAGAGCACUAUACAACUGCAACAGAACAUCUUUACUCCUAUACUGAAAUCCUCUUGUUAUGAAGGCCAACAUUCCAUUAGCUUUCUUCACUGCCUGCUGAACCUGUAAGCCAACUUUCAGUGACCGGUGUACAAGGAUGCCCAGGUCUCGCUGCACCUCCCCCUUACCUAACCUAACCCCAUUGAGAUAAUAAUCUGCCCCCUUGUUUUUGCCACCAAAGUGGAUAACCUCACAUUUAUCUAUAUUAUACUGCAUCUGCCACGCAUCUGCCCACUCACUCAACCUGGCCAGGUCACACUGCAACCUCCUAACAUCCUCUUCACAGUUCACACUGCCACC
Messenger RNA from Leucoraja erinaceus (little skate), 6593 nucleotides. RefSeq names its product disintegrin and metalloproteinase domain-containing protein 23-like. Bases 211 to 2433 code for a protein of 740 amino acids. The transcript is spliced from 25 exons. Gene Ontology annotation, biological process: proteolysis. The record is from RefSeq and is a predicted model, not a curated record. Gene Ontology annotation, cellular component: presynaptic membrane. Gene Ontology annotation, molecular function: metalloendopeptidase activity. NCBI's taxonomy places the organism in Eukaryota, Metazoa, Chordata, Chondrichthyes, Rajiformes, Rajidae.